GACAGUAGUAAAACACACACACGCACACACACAUCCAGACACACAAACACACGCGCUUUCACCCCGCACGCAGCCGAGCUGCCAGAGGAGCCUUCGCCGCUCCGAGCCUCUCCAUCUCCGUCUCCAUCUGCGCGCCGCGCGGCCUUUUCUGCUGCGCGCGUCCAGCUGUGCGCAAAACAUCUCGCUCCAGGAGCUCCAACGAAGAAAAAUAUAAAUAUAUAUAUAUAUAUAUAUCGGAGGGGAAAAGAGGAAUUAUGUCUUCCAAGUCGGCGGAGUGCCUGAAGCUGGCGGAGGAACAGAUCAAAGUGCUGGAGGACAGUUUCAAGAAAGUGACCCGGCACCCGGAGGGCAUGACGCUCAUGCUGAUCGCCGCGGAGUGCGGGCUGACGGAGGAGGAAACGCUGAAAUGGUUCAACAUACGCAACCAGCAGUGGCGGCAGGAGGAGGGUCUUCCGGCUGAACUGGGAUCAGUGUUGGACUGAGACGCUCCACGCCGGGCCUCGCUUUCUCCUGGACAAACUGAACCCCCUCCUCCCCUCCUCCCCCCAGCCCCCCCCCCCCUCCUCUUCACGUCAUUUUCACAUGUUCUACCUAUGAAGCUAUUUUAACUUACUGUACCGAGUGUGAAGGUGUUUGUGUGUCGUCGCCAGUGUAACAGCCAUGUCCGCAGAAAUAAACACGUCAUUACAAAUGA
Pungitius pungitius (ninespine stickleback) is the source of this 694-nucleotide messenger RNA. RefSeq names its product HOP homeobox (gene hopx). Gene Ontology annotation, biological process: regulation of transcription by RNA polymerase II; cell differentiation. The transcript has 2 exons. The record is from RefSeq and is a predicted model, not a curated record. Gene Ontology annotation, molecular function: DNA binding. Gene Ontology annotation, cellular component: nucleus. The coding region runs from base 255 to 482 and encodes 75 amino acids. Lineage: Eukaryota; Metazoa; Chordata; Actinopteri; Perciformes; Gasterosteidae.